AUGAUGGCGGCGAAGGUCGCACUCUGGCGCGAGGUCGAAGCAGGGACGCGGUAUACCGCCACAACGGCGGUGAACCGGUACCCGCAGCUGAAGGAGCCUUUGAUGCGAGACCUGCCGAGCAAGAUCGCCGUGAAGCCGAAGAGCGGCCCCGGUCCUGGUGGCCGCGCCCGCGACGUCAAGACCUACCUCGCCUCAGACGUCGACGACCUCGUCGCGCGGCUCGCCGUGCCGGACCCGGAACCGGUCGACCCGCGCUGGCGCGAGGUCGAGACGGGUGCGCGUUACACGCAGACGACGGCGAUUGCGCGGUAUCCGCGGUUGAAUACGAUGUCGUUCAAGGACCUGUCGAGCGAGAUCGCCGUGAAGCCGAAGACCGACAAUCAAGGCUCCCGCGACGUCAAGACCUACCUCGCCGCCGACGUCGACGCGCUCGUCGCGCGCCUCGCCGCGCCGGAGCCCGAACCCGUGGACCCGCGCUGGCGCGAGGUCGAAGCAGGGACGCGGUUCACGGCGACGACGGCGAUGGAGAAGUAUGCGAAUUUGAACACGAAGUCGUUCAAGGGCCUCCCGAGCAGAAUUGCGCGGCAACCGAAGAUCAGCAAUCAUCCUGGUGACCACGCCCGCGACGUCAAGACCUACCUCGCCGCCGACGUCGACGCGCUCGCCGCGCGCCUCGCCGCGCCGGAGCCCGAACCCGUGGACCCGCGCUGGCGCGAGGUCGAAGCGGGGACGCGGUUCACGGCGAAGACGGCGAUGGAGCGGUACCCGCAGCUGAAGAAGCAUUCGAUCCACAGCCUGCCGAGCAAGAUCGCCCGGAAGCCGAACAUCGGCAAAUCCAAGCCGCGCGACACGUCGCGAGACGUCAAAACCUACCUCGCCGCCGACGUCGACGACCUCGUCGCGCGGCUCGCCGCGCCGGAGCCCGAACCGGUCGACCCGCGCUGGCGCAAG
Aureococcus anophagefferens is the source of this 951-nucleotide messenger RNA. RefSeq names its product expressed protein. The annotation marks the transcript as partial. The transcript has a single exon. The record is from RefSeq and is a predicted model, not a curated record. Lineage: Eukaryota; Pelagophyceae; Pelagomonadales; Pelagomonadaceae.